AUGUUUAAAUUACCUCGAACAAAUUUAUUAUUAAUCAUAUUAAUUUGGUUAAUAAAACACUCAUUGCAAGAUGUAAUCUAUGAAAUAGAAGACUCGCUACAGGCUGAAUUGGAAAUGGCUAAUUUAGAAUUUAUGGAUGUUUGUGAUAAACUGGCCGAUGGUUAUUUAAAGUCUUACACAAAAAACGACCUACUUUUAAAGGUAGAUGCUGAAAAAGAAUAUGGAAAAUUAUUAAAAGAAACUUCCAUGGGUUUAAAGGCAUUCACAAAUAUUCCUCCGGAAUUGGAAAGAAACCAUACUUUAUACAUUUAUCCUGGUGACCCAUUAAUGCCCCGAGAGAGUUAUAAUAAGUUAAUUGAAUUUACAAAUAAAAACGAACAAAUAAAAAAUUCCGUCAAACGCCCUUGUGUAGAGCUUGUUGAUGGCUGUCCUUUGACAACUGAAGAAUAUAGGAACAUUUUAAAAGACUCUAAGGACUUAGAUUACCUAAAUAUAACAUGGGACAGAUGGCAAAGGAAUUACAGUACCAUGAAAGUGGAAUACAGAGAAAUAUUGAAUUUAGUUAGUGAAGCUGCUGUUCUAAAUGGUAUUGCAAGUGCCCCUUCAUACUGGGAAAAUCUUCUGGAAUACGAGGAUGCCUACUCCAAAGCGGAGAUAUUUUGGGGGGAAAUAGAACCGCUCUACAAAAAAUUGCACAAUUUCGUUAAAAAACGGUUAACAAACAUUUUCAAUCUAACGGAAACGAUCGAUGAAAUUCCCGUAUUUUUAUUAGGUUCUAAUUUCGGAAAUGACUGGACAUAUUUGGCGGAUGCCAUUUUACCCCAUCCGCAAGUUCAUUAUGAUAUUGAACAGAGUUUAAAAACUAAAACUAUAUACGACAUCUACAAACUAGCAGAAACGACAACAUCGCAAAUGAAACUCGGAAAGUUUGGGAACAAGUUUUGGAAAUCCAGCACAUUUAAUUCCUCGUCGUGUGAUACCCACGUUUUGACUUACUGUACCAAAGAAUUCUCAGAGGUGAUAGACUGCAACAAAACAGACUGGUCGAAAUAUUUGGAUGCCCACCAGGCAGCCUUAAAAAUAACCCUUAACAACAACCACUUUUACUCGUUGAUGAAUUCAAAUUUGCGGGUUCCGAUAAUAGACGAGAUGAUCGAGAGUUUGGCGCCGAUUUUGGCCUUCGAAAAUCUGCCUCAUAACAAAGUUCUCGAGGAGAACGUUUUUAAAUCCGACGAGGAAGUUUAUAGUACUAAAAGACUGAGCGGUUUGAUGUUGCUUGCGUUAAAGGUUUUGCCCAAGUUACCUUACUAUUUGCUAGCGGACAAAUGGAGGUUGCAGCAACUGUUGGAGCCCACGGAGGAUUUGUGCGCCAGCUGGUGGGAGAUGAGGAGUAAAAUACAGGGAGUUUCGGGAAUAACAAAUGAAGAAUGCGACUUUCUAGGAGAUUCAGACAUAUCAUCAAAUAAACCACUAAUUGGUAAAUUUUUUGGCGCUAUUUUGGGAUUUCAAUUGUUGAAUGAGUACAGAAGUAAAAUUGUUGAUAAAACCCAAAACCUGGCCAUAGAGAUUGGAAAAAACAGUAAUUUUAUGGAUAUGGUAAACGCCCGCGACACAGACGAUUGGCAGUACUUGUUGACAAUAUACUACGGUUUAAACGAUUUUUCGCCCAGCGCAUUACUGGAGUACUUUAAACCCCUCGAAGACUACCUGGAAAGCGCGCCAAUGAAACAGGCGGAAAUCGUUACGAUUACCCCUGCCACAACCACAACGACCUCGACCACAGCUAGGUCUACAACGAAGCCAAGGAGGCAAGACCUCAAAAAUAUACAGAGUGAUUCCCCGAAACGCAACGUCACCGCCGAAAGUGAAGCCAUCAAACCCGAUGUGGCAUCUGCGCCUUCCACCGUGACGGUAUACGUUGUAAUGGCAGUGAUGGGGGUCACUUUGGUUGGGGCGAUGGCGUUUUGGGUGGUCAAAAAGAAAAAAAUCAGAACGAACAAUCGACGGUUCGAGGCCUAGGCUAUCCAGUAUUUUGCGUUUAA
Molecule: messenger RNA, 2042 nt
Organism: Brassicogethes aeneus
Lineage: Eukaryota; Metazoa; Arthropoda; Insecta; Coleoptera; Nitidulidae
Source: the annotation of a GenBank genome assembly